Phalacrocorax carbo (great cormorant) is the source of this 1616-nucleotide messenger RNA. The record is from RefSeq and is a predicted model, not a curated record. NCBI's taxonomy places the organism in Eukaryota, Metazoa, Chordata, Aves, Suliformes, Phalacrocoracidae.
GCCGCCUCACGUGACCGCCCGCCCCGCCGCGCUUCCGGCGGCGGCAAGAUGUCGGCGCUGGGAGCGGUGGAGGCGGCGGGAGCCGGGAUGGGCGGGGGGUCUCUGUUCCGGCCCCUCAACGCCGAGGACGGCGAGCAGCGGCCGGCGGAGAUCGAGUCGCUGUGCAUGAACUGCUUCCGCAACGGGGUGACGCGGCUCCUGCUCACCAGGAUCCCCUUCUUCAAAGAGAUCAUCGUCAGCUCCUUCGCCUGCGACAGCUGCUCCUGGUCCAACACGGAGAUCCAGUCGGCGGGCAGGAUCCAGGAGCAGGGCGUACGCUACACCCUGGCCGUCACCUCUCGUCAGGACAUGAACAGGGAGGUGGUGAAGACCGACUGCGCCACGGCUCGAAUUCCAGAGCUGGACUUUGAGAUCCCCGCUUUCACCCAGAAGGGAGUUCUUACCACCAUCGAAGGCAUAAUUGACCGAGCUGUGGCGGGCCUGGAGCAGGACCAGCCCGUUCGCAGGGCGACGGACGAAGAGGUGGCAAGUAAAAUAGAUGAGUUCAUUGGUAAACUAAAGCAGCUGAAAGAAGUACAUUCCUCCUUCACUUUUAUCAUAGACGAUCCUUCAGGGAACAGCUUUGUGGAGAACCCUCGCGCACCGCAGAAGGACGAUGCGCUGGUGGUCACUCACUACCGGAGGACACCCCAGCAGGCUGCCAUGCUGGGACUGGAGGGAGAGGAGUUGGAUGAGAAGCCAGCUGACUCUGCGGAGGAUCUGAGGAAUGAGGUCCUGCAGUUCAACACCAACUGUCCCGAGUGCAACGCUCCGGCUAACACAAAUAUGAAGUUAGUGCAAAUCCCACACUUCAAGGAAGUGAUUAUCAUGGCCACAAACUGCGACUCCUGUGGGCACAGGACGAACGAGGUGAAGUCCGGAGGAGCCAUCGAACCGCAAGGCACCCGGAUCACCCUUCGGAUUACGGACCCUUCCGACAUGACGAGGGAUAUCCUAAAGUCGGAGACAUGCAGCGUGGAGAUCCCGGAGCUGGAGUUCGAGCUGGGCAUGGGAGCGCUGGGGGGGAAAUUCACCACGCUGGAAGGGCUGCUGAAGGACAUCAGGGAUCUGGUUGAGAGAAACCCCUUCACGCUGGGUGACAGCUCUACGCCCAGCAAAACAGAAAAGCUGCAAGAGUUCAUUGGGAAGCUGCAGGAGAUCAUAGAGGGAAAGACAAAGGCUCACUUCAUCAUGGAUGACCCUGCAGGCAACAGCUAUCUUCAGAAUGUGUACGCCCCGGAGGAGGACCCGGAGCUGAAAGUGGAACGCUACGAGCGUACGUUUGAGCAGAACGAAGACCUGGGCCUGAACGACAUGAAGACGGAGGGCUAUGAGUCGGGGGGUGCCUCGGGCCGGUAGCAGGGGGCCGUUGGACCCCUUCCUCCCCUCCAUGACUCUGGGGACCAGGACUGGUUUGGGGCCGGGCCCUUUGCCCUGGAGCUGGGCUCCCUUGCGCUGGAGCCAGGGCAGCCCCAAGACGUGGGGGGCUCCGCCGGGGGCGUGCUGCUGACGUCCCGCGGCGGGGCCCGAGUUUUUGGGGCUGCGACCCCCAAAUAAAAUGUGUUCAAUUAGAGGUC